Trichomonas vaginalis G3 is the source of this 474-nucleotide messenger RNA. RefSeq lists its product as uncharacterized. The transcript has a single exon. The record is from RefSeq and is a predicted model, not a curated record. Bases 1 to 474 code for a protein of 157 amino acids. NCBI's taxonomy places the organism in Eukaryota, Parabasalia, Trichomonadida, Trichomonadidae.
AUGUCAUCAGAUUGGAUUGAUGAUGCUAAAGAAUUUAUUUGUCUGUACUAUAAUUUUCUUGUAACAAUUAAGAAAGAUAUAUACAAGUUUUAUCACCCAGAUGCCGUUAUUAAAACUUCUUUCUCAGAACAUCAAAUUCCAGUUUCAAAACAACUAUUUCAUCAAAUUGGAAUUCCUCCUGAUUCAGAAUUAAAUAUUCUGAAAUAUUCAAUAGUUCCGUUCAAUGAAUUUUGCAAUAUUACUGUAAUUUUCAACAUUAAAUAUAACGACCAUUCAUAUUUUGGGUCACAAUGUUUUACAUUAAACAAAGUUGAUGAUAGAAUAUACAUAGUUGCUGAUUAUCAAAAUUACCAAUCACCUCCUGAGUACCCAUUGACCGAAUUUUUCCCAUAUCAAAAAAUUCCACUUAAAAACAAGAAACAAAAAGCAAAUAAGUAUUCCAACGAAAACCCUAAUACUAAUUCGACCGCUUAA